This is a messenger RNA of Parathielavia appendiculata, 5079 nucleotides long. RefSeq lists its product as uncharacterized. Gene Ontology annotation, cellular component: mating projection tip; actin cortical patch; nucleus. Gene Ontology annotation, biological process: endosomal transport; endocytosis; actin cortical patch assembly. The record is from RefSeq and is a predicted model, not a curated record. Gene Ontology annotation, molecular function: calcium ion binding; actin binding. Lineage: Eukaryota; Fungi; Ascomycota; Sordariomycetes; Sordariales; Chaetomiaceae. Bases 246 to 4607 code for a protein of 1453 amino acids. The transcript has 3 exons.
ACUGGCUGCUCUCCAGCCUCGCACAGGCGUCGUCAUCAUCACUGUUGUCCUCGGACGCCGCGACUACACUCCUUGGGCUUCUACAACUAGUUGAUCAACAUUACUAUCAAUCCUUGCACGUUUCACGCCCUAAAUUCCUGCACCACUACCGAUCGGUCGCUUGUCCCGUUUGGCCGUGAUCCGUCCCCCUUUUCCUGUGCCCAUUACGAGAGUCUUCCCCAAUCGAGCUCGACACCGCCGGCGCCAUGUAUUCGAGCCCGAACUCGUUCCUCGGCGGCAACAGCUUCCGUCCCGGCGCUCCGCAAUAUGGCAGUUCAUUCGGUGCAGGUGCUGGCGCAACCCAGCAACAAGCACAGCAACAGCCGAGUCCGUUCGCUCCGCAGCCGACCGGCUUCGCCCAACAAGCGCCGCUCCAACAGCAGUACACCGGCUACCCAGGCUUGCAGCCUGCGCAAGGCCCGGGCCAGCUGCAGCCGCAGUUCACCGGCUUCGGCCAGGUCCAGCAGCCGAGCAUGCCCUCUGCGGUACCGCCAAUGCCGGCUAUCCCGCAGCAGUACCAGCAACAAUUCCAGCAGCACCAGGCCCAACAGCAGCCGAGUCCUUUUGCCGCCGCGCCUGCUCAAUCUCCUGCUCACACUUUGGCGCCGCCUCCACCCUCGGUGAAGCCCCAGCCCACCGGCUUCCACGAGAUGGCAGCUUCAUUCCAAACCGCUGGUGGCGCAAAGCCCAAGCCCGCCGCGGCCCCGAGGAAGUCCAACAAAGUCCCCAAUAUCCGCCUUUCCUUUAUCACGGCCCAGGACCAGGCCAAAUUUGAAACCUUGUUCAAGUCUGCCGUGGGUGACGGCCAGACUACCAUGUCGGGUGAGAAGGCGAGAGAUCUGCUGCUGCGCUCCAGGUUGGACGGGGAUUCGCUUUCCCAUAUCUGGACGCUAGCCGACACCACCAGAUCAGGGCAGCUGCAUUUCCCGGAAUUUGCCCUUGCCAUGUAUCUCUGCAACUUGAAGCUUACCGGAAAGGCUCUGCCAACCACGCUACCUGACAAUGUCAAGAAUGAGGUUUCCAGCAUGGUGGAUAUUAUCAACUUUAGCAUUGUCGAGGAUUCAGGGCCCGGUUCCGCGACUGCCACCAACCCUCCUGACUUCGGAAUGCGCCAAAGCACCGCCACCCCUCCUGUAAUUCAGCAUCCGCAGCCGCAGCCGUCGAACUCGCAACUGCUCCAGGCGCAGAUGACGGGCUUCCCUGCCCAGCAGACGGGCUUCUUGGGCCAAGGACUCCAGGCACAGCCAACAGGGAUGCCCCAGGCCACUGGCUACACUGGCCCACGGCCCCCGAUGCCGCCUAUGCCAACUGGAUUUGGCUCCACCCUGUCGCCGAAUACCGGUCCUGGCGGGAUGGUGGCGCCGUUGAACGCUCAACCCACAGGGCGGCCCGGUCAGUGGGGCCUUGUCAAUACCCCUGCGAGCGGUCUUCCGAACAUCGAUGCCUUGCAGGCUCGCAUGAUGCCUCAACAGGGCAGAGAACAGCAGAACUACACCACGGCUGGACUUCAAGGCAAUGCUGUAAUUCCCUGGGCUAUCACCAAGGACGAGAAAACCAGAUACGACGCCCUGUUUCGGGCGUGGGAUGGUCUGAACAAGGGAUUCAUUGGGGGCGACCAGGCCAUAGAGAUAUUUGGCCAGAGCGGCCUGGAAAAGCCCGACCUCGAGCGCAUUUGGACUCUCGCCGACAACGGCAACAAGGGUCGCCUAGAUCUCGACGAAUUCGCCGUGGCCAUGCAUUUGAUUUACCGAAAGCUCAAUGGUUACCCCAUCCCGAAUCAGCUCCCGCCCGAACUAGUGCCUCCUUCCACCAGGAACCUCAGCGGAGCGCUUGGUACCAUCAAGAGUAUGCUCCAUCAGGAAUCCGAUUUUCGUAAAAACUCCGGCGCGGCCUUGCUCCCGCAGAAAACCGGAGUCAGCUACCUGAAGAGCCACUCCUUCAAGGGGGCUGGUGGCGGCUUGGGUAAUCGUAAGGACGCCACCGUCUUCAAGAACAAUGAUGAUGAGGUUGGCUACCGGUCUAGCGCGCGACGUAGAGUUGGCAAUGUGUCACCGCGUCCCGAUUCACCAGCAUCCGUCGGCUCCAACGAGGAGCUGACCCUGGAUCAGCUGCGCAAAAAGAUCAAGGAAAAGCAGGUGCUCCUUGAUGCCAUGGAUUUUGCAGACGAGAAAAGUAUUGAGGAGGACGAUAUCCUGGAUAGGCGUGAUCGUCGCGAGGCAGAGGAACUCUACCGCCGCAUCAGAAGAAUUCAGGAGGACAUUGAUAAUCACCCGGACGCCUCGUUGAUUAGCGGAGACUCUGAGGCCGAGAGGAGGGCGCUGAAGCGACAGCUGCAGAACCUGACUGACAGGAUCCCCGAGCUUGCAUCCCAGGUCAGAAGGACCGAGAAAGCCAUUGCAGACGCGAGGCUCGAGUUAUUCCGCCUGAGGGACGCCAAGGCUCACCCAGGGAGCGCUGCUGCCAUCAUCGGAACCGGGCCGGGCGGCACCAUCACCGAAUCUGACAGGCUCAAGGCACGCGCCAAAGCUAUGAUGCAGCAGCGUACAGCUGCCCUGACCGGCAAAAAGAUUGACGUGAGCAGUGACUUCGACGCAGAGAAGCGGCUGGAGGAGGAGAGCAUUAAGGCCAGAACUGAAAAGGAGAACAACGAGCGCAUGGUUCAGGAUGUCGAGGAUAGCGUUCGUGAUUUCGCCAAGGGCAUCGAAGACAGUCUCAUCGACGGCACGCAGGAUUCUACUUCGGAGCACGAGAGGCGCCGAUGGGAGGAUGCCCUUGGCGUUGAGGACGAGGUCAGAGAUUUCAUCUUUGAUCUUCAGCGGUCCAGCCGUGCAGCUCGCAUCCGGUCACAGGAUCGGCAGGGAGGACGCCAGCCUUCUCAAGAGCCUGUAAAAGCCGAGGCACAUCCUGUUACUCGCGUUGAGAGUCCCGCUACGACCUCCCGGACGGCCUCUCCAGCAACUGCCCCCGCCGCAGGCGGCUCGUAUUCUGCGUACAAGACACCAGAAGAGAGAGCAGCAUUCAUCAAGCAGCAGGCCGAGCAACGCAUGGCCGAGCGGCUUGCCGCCUUGGGCAUCAAACCUCCCACAAAACCAGGAGAGACGGCCGCUCAGCGUCUCGAGCGAGAGCGGGCCGAGCGGGCAGCCAAGUUGCGGCAGGCGGAGGAGGAAGACGCUCGUCGUGAAGCUGAACGACAGGCGAGGCUUGCUGAGGAACAAGGGGUGCUGCCUCCUGCCGCCUCGCAAGCUCCCAAGGUCGAGGCCAAGAAGCCCCCUCCGCCUCCCAGCCGCAAAGCGGCAAAACCAGACGAUAGGCGAGCCGAGGAAGAGCUUGCUGCCAAGAAGGCUCAGGAAGAGCGCCUGGAACGAGAGUCCGAGGGAGAGGAACGGGCUACUCGAGAGCUUGAGGAGCGUGCCAAAGCUCAAGAGGAUGAGCUUGCUAGGGAGCGUGAGGAAGCUGACGCUCGCUUGAGAGCCCUUGAGGAGCAAGUGAGGCAGGGCAAGCUUAAGAAGGAGGAGGAGAAGCGAAAGAAGAAAGCGGCACUGGCCGAGGCGAAGGAGAAGGAGGCCCAAUUGGCUCAACGCCGGGCCGAGAUCGAAGCAGCCCGGAAGCGCGAGGAGGAGCUCCGCAGGCAACUUGAGGCCAUGGAGGAUGAGACUUCGUCCUCGGACGACGAGGGACCGGAGCAGAUCACGCCCCAAGCGUCCACGCCCACCUUGGCCGACAGUCAAAUCGUCCCCCAGGAGCCUGAGCGGAAGCCCACCCCACCGCCAGCGUCUACAGUAUCGCCACCGCAAAUCGUUACAUCCAGCCCUCCAAAUGAGAUGGAGAGCCGCAAUCCCUUCUUCAGAAUGAUGUCGCAAACUUCGGAGGCACCAUCGGCACCGGCUGCUCCGGCUGCACCGCCUCCGGCACCAGCCGCAGCACCCCCAGUGGCGCCCCCGCCGCCCCCCCAGCCGGACGUCUCCACAAACCCGUUCCACCGCAUGACUCAGGCGGCUGCACCUGCCGCCCCGUCCGUCCCAGUGACGAGACGACACGGCAAAGACGAUGGCUGGGGCUCGGACAAGGAAGAUGAAGAAGAGGAUUCGGACGAUGACAGGCCAGGCGGUAAAAGUGCCGCGCAGCUGGCGUCCAUCCUGUUCGGCACCAUGGCGCCACCCCGCCCGCUGUCUGCGGCCGAAAACAAAUCUGCCUCCUCUCCUCCGCCUGUGAGCUCACCCAUCGCGUCUCCUCCUCCUCCACCUUCCCAAGAGGCUGCUUCGCCCUCAGUCGCACCUCCCCCCCCGCCCCCGAUGCCCGGUACCUUCCUCGCGAGCGCCCCGCCGCCGCCGCCUCCCCCUCCUCCUCCACUGAUGCCGUCUGCCGGCGGCGCCGCACCGUCCGCCCCUCCUCCUCCGCCUCCUCCUGGUCCUCCGCCCGUUCCGGGAAUGGCUCCGCCGCCGCCGCCGCCGCCGCUUGGCGGUCGGCCGGCUGCGUUGCUUGGCGAGAUUCAGGCAGGCAAGGCGCUCAAGAAGACGGUUACGAGAGACAAGAGCGGGGCGGCUGUUGCUGGUCGGGUGUUGGAUUGACUGAUUUGGAGGGCGCGGUUUCAUGCGGUGUUUGUGUAGCCAACCCACUCGUGGGCGGUGGAUGCUGUGUACCGUAUUGGCAGUUGAGGGGGCUGGGAUUUGGCUGGGGGUGAGGUUGGUGGAUCUUGGUCCACAGGUUCUGCAGCGGAGAUGAUGAGGUGGGAUUGGAGCGGGAAGACGGGGGUUGCGGAAGUGGUAUGAUAGAUUUCCCUGGAGGUAUGCUAUACAUUUAUCUUUCUUUGACUACCUACUAUGAGACGGUUGAAGGUAGGGGAUGUGUUAGGUAAGUAGUGUAGCGUGGCUUAACUACCUUACGUUGCCGAGCUCACCCUCCAACUUACCGUAUGUCUAAUGGGUUCCCUUGUCGGCUCUCUUCUCUCGCUUGGGGUUUAGCUUGUAUGGCGUGGGAGUGGUUCAGCAUAGCUAGAGUUGAAUUAUAUUAAUUGUACGUACUCAACACUACCUAGUUACC